CAGUCCACUCCUCUCGAACUGCUCGGUGGACCCAAUGGCACAGCUCCACACCCUGGAUCCCCUCUGGUGCAGAGUGGGCGGAAAUCUUGCCUGUUAGGAGCUCGAGAAGGAGGCAUCCAUAGCUCCAUAUGUCAGUCUUCUUAGAAAUUUUGUGUUGGUGCUGAUAAUCAGGUGAUUUAUAUGACACCAUCUCAAUAACGUUAUUGAGAUGAGGAAUAAAAAUUGUCUUCUGUGACUCCUCCAUCAUCAUCAGUGGAUCUUGCUCUGGCUUGGGCUGUUGUCAGGCCUCCAUCCCUAUGGGUCUCAAGACCUUCAACCUGUUGCGCGGAAACAUCGACAAUGUCAGAGCCAUAAAUCCUCCCGUUUAUGUUGUAGACAACACGUGCUUUCAGGCCUUCUUUGUUAAGAAAAGCAGCUUUGCAUUCUCGACUGAGAUGCUGCAAAAUGUUAUACAUGGCAAUGAAGCUUCUCAAGAUCGUUACCUGAUGGUGUUGGAUUGGGCUAUUGGGAGUGAGACAUGUGAAGAAGCGAGAAGAAAGAUGGGUACCUAUGCUUGCAAGGAUAACAGCUAUUGCUACAAUUCAACCAAUGGGGUCGGGUAUCGCUGCAAUUGCAACGCAGGAUACGAUGGAAAUCUUUAUAGUGAAGAUGGAUGUAAAGAUAUUGACGAGUGCCAAGAUCCUGAACGUAAUCCUUACGUGGGAAGAUGCAUCAACAAGCCAGGAAGUUUUUCUUGCGCCUGCGCAUUGGGCCAACGUGGCGACGGUAGAAAGAACGAAACUGGCUGCAUGAAUGUGGUGUCACUGGAGCUUAUUUUUGGUAACAUACUCAAAUCUGCUUAUUAGUAAAGGGGAAACCACUCCC
Molecule: messenger RNA, 864 nt
Organism: Elaeis guineensis (African oil palm)
Lineage: Eukaryota; Viridiplantae; Streptophyta; Magnoliopsida; Arecales; Arecaceae
Source: RefSeq, a predicted model, not a curated record